CGGCCUGGGUGGGCUGGAAGUAGAACCGCAAUGGCGGUCGUCGGCGGCGGCGGCGCUCGGAGGGACUCAGGCAGAGCGGCUGCGAAACCGGCCGCCCCGCUCCCUCUGUCAGACAUCGCAACCUCUGCCUCGCCAAAGCAAGCGCCAUCUUGGCUGGGCGAGCGGAGCGGCGCGGCGAGGCAGACGCAGGGGCGAGCCGAGAACCAACAGAAGGCCCAGAUUUUCCUGUAUAAGAGGACCUUUCUAUGGCAGCAGACUUACUUCAAAGUGAGAAUGGGAGUGGUGCAGAGCUGGCAAAGCCUCUACAUCUGCAGUACUUGGAACGUGCACUACGACUUGACCCCUUCCUGCGCCAAGCUGCAAAUGUAUUUAACAGACCUAUUUCUAGUGAUGAGAGUGAUGAUGGGCUUGAGGAGGCUCCCUCACAUUCUAAAACAAGUUGUGGAAACCUGAGCCACAUUAAGAAGGAACCUGUUGAUGAGGAUCUGGGAGAACAACCUGAAGUAGUGCAGAACAGAACUCUGACCACUCCACCUUCAAUCAAUGGUGCAUUUCAUCCAGCAGAGCUUAAAAUUGAGAAGGGAAACAUAUACAAUUUCAGCAAAUUGAAGAAAAGCAGAAAAUGGCUGAAGAACAUUCUCUUGAGUAAUGAGACAUCAGACUCAAACACUGAUGUUGAUGAUCCCGAGGGGGAAUUCACCCUCAGCAAAGAAGAGUUGCAUGAUAUGUUACGUCUGCAUAAGUACAGAAAAUUGCACCAGAGCAGAGUGCACAGCAUCAGAGAGCUCCAGCAGUACCAAUACUACAGCACUGGACUGCUAUCCAUGCAUGACCAUUUUUACGAGCAGCAACGCCAUGUCCUAGGUCCUAGCAGGAAGAAGAAAAAAGAAGAGAAAAAGAUCAAGGCUAAACUAAAGAAAGUGAAGAAGAAGAGGAAGCGUGAGGAGGAGCAUUCUUCUGAAGAAUCCCCACGGAGGGCAGAGAUGAAAAUAUUUGCCAAAUUCUCCCAUGAUGCUCCUCCCCCAGGUUCAAAGAAAAAGCACCUUAAUCUGGAGCAGUUGAAUGCACGGCGACGCAAGGUGUGGCUCAGUAUUGCAAAAAAAGAGGUUCCUAAGGUUUACAAGCAGAAAUCCUCAGCACGCAACAUGGUUCUCACCAACACCAAGAAGCUGGCACACCAGUGUAUGCGAGAAGUUCGGAGGGCUGCCAUCCAGGCACAAAAGAACUGUAAAGAAACGCUGCCAAGAGCUCGCAGGCUGACCAAAGAGAUGUUGUUGUACUGGAAAAAAUAUGAUAAAGUGGAGAAGGAACAUCGGAAACGGGCAGAGAAAGAAGCCCUGGAACAGCGGAAACUGGAUGAAGAGAUGCGUGAGGCGAAAAGGCAACAGCGGAAGUUGAAUUUUCUAAUCACGCAAACAGAGCUGUAUGCACAUUUUAUGAGCCGGAAGCGAACGCCUGGGAAUGAUGCAUUGCAGGAAGAAAUCUUGAUGAAGCUAGAUGACAAUGUAAUGUACAGACAGAUUGACAUAGGAGGUGGUGUUAUGGUUAAUGUCAGUCAAGAGGAUUACGAUAGUGAAUAUUAUAAAGCACAGGCACUGAAGAAUGCAGAAGAUGCUUUUCGAGUGCAACAGGACAGAACCCGACUAUUUGAUGAAGAGGCAAAGGAGAGCCGCAUGGCUGCACUUCGUGCAGCUAAUGAGUCUGGGACAGGCUUUGGGGAGAGUUACAGUUUGGCUAACCCCUCCAUUCGGGCUGGUGAAGAUAUCCCUCAACCUUCUAUGUUCAAUGGCAAACUCAAAGCCUACCAACUGAAAGGCAUGAAUUGGCUUGCUAAUCUCUAUGAACAGGGCAUUAACGGAAUCCUUGCUGAUGAAAUGGGGCUCGGUAAAACAGUGCAGAGCAUUGCUUUCUUAGCACAUCUAGCGGAGAGAGAAAACAUCUGGGGUCCAUUCUUGAUCAUCUCUCCUGCUUCUACUCUCAACAACUGGCACCAGGAGUUCUCCAGAUUUGUUUCAAGAUUCAAGGUCCUGCCUUACUGGGGCAACCCGCAUGACAGAAAGGUGAUCAGGAAGUUCUGGAGUCAGAAAACAUUGUACACACAAACUGCACCUUUCCAUGUGGUGAUAACCAGUUAUCAGCUGGUGGUUCAGGAUGUGAAGUACUUUCAGCGGGUGAAGUGGCAAUAUAUGGUGCUGGAUGAAGCACAGGCACUUAAAAGCAGUUCCAGUGUUCGUUGGAAGAUUCUGCUUCAAUUCCAGUGUCGCAACCGACUGCUGCUCACAGGAACCCCCAUUCAGAACACUAUGGCAGAGCUGUGGGCGCUGCUACAUUUUAUCAUGCCAACACUCUUUGAUUCACAUGAUGAAUUCAAUGAAUGGUUUUCCAAGGAUAUUGAAAGCCAUGCUGAGAAUAAAUCUGCCAUUGAUGAAAACCAGCUGUCUCGUCUCCACAUGAUUCUCAAGCCCUUCAUGUUAAGGAGGAUCAAGAAGGAUGUGGAGAAUGAGCUCUCUGAUAAGAUUGAGAUACUAAUGUACUGCCAAUUGAAAAGCAGGCAGAAGAUGCUCUAUCAGGCUUUAAAGAACAAAAUUUCCAUUGAAGACCUACUACAGUCAUCCAUGGGAACCACUCAACAGGCCCAGAAUACCACCAGCAGUCUCAUGAACCUUGUCAUGCAAUUUCGAAAGGUCUGUAACCACCCAGAACUAUUUGAACGGCAAGAGACUAAAUCACCUUUUCACAUGUCUCUGAAACCUUACAACAUUCCAAAGCUUAUUUAUAGAGAUGGGCAGAUUAACCACUUCAAUCACUGUCGCAACAGAUGGUUACGAGUCAUUCUGUCCCCAUUUUGUCCAGCUCACAUCCACCAGUCUCUCUUCCAUAGAAAAGGGAAUGAUGAAGGAAAUUGCUUUUCUUUUCUGCGUUUUAUAGACGUUUCGCCUUCAGAAAUGUCAAAUAUCAUGCUUCAAGGGAUGCUUGCAAGGUGGUUAGCUCUUUUUUUGUCACAGAAAGCUUCUUACAGGCUCCACCAUGUACGUAGUUGGAGUGAAUGUGAAGUGAAGAAUCAGGCCCUGAACAGUUCUGAUAUGAUCAUGUGGGUUGAUUCUUGUACAUCUUUCCCCAAUGUUCACAACAGUAGAAUUUUCCAGGAUCUUUGUUUUACUGGAUAUUGCAAAGCAUUUAUCAGCCACAAUCAUCACCGUAUUCAUCGACGGAAAUCUGCUACCUCAACCGUCCGCCACAGUCAGCCUACAGAAAUGCCAGCCUUCCUGUACAGCAGCAUUCCCAGGGUGACUGCAGUCCCACGUGAUAUCUACUGCUGUGAUAGAAGCGCAGAGUAUGAACGUCGACUGAUGAGAGAAGGAGGCCAACUUACAGCCAAACAGUGCCUCCUGUAUGGAACCCCACAACUAGCACUUAAUUGGAAAAAUCAGCUAUCCUCUUUUUUCCCUGAAGAUCCUGGGGGUUUGUUAGCUGUUCAGUUCAGACAUGGCUGGUCUUUUAUUAGGAUCCCUGACAAAGAAAGCCUGAUUACAGACAGUGGGAAGCUGCAUACUCUUGACAUCCUCCUGACACGCCUGAAAUCUCAGGGUCAUCGUGUGCUCAUUUACUCCCAGAUGACACGGAUGAUUGAUCUACUGGAGGAGUACAUGGUUUUCAGGCAACAUACUUACAUGAGGCUGGAUGGUUCUUCAAAAAUCUCUGAGAGGCGGGAUAUGGUGGCAGACUUCCAGAGCAGGACGGAUAUCUUUGUCUUCCUUCUCAGCACCAGAGCUGGCGGCCUUGGCAUCAAUUUAACAGCUGCUGAUACAGUUAUAUUUUAUGACAAUGAUUGGAAUCCGACAGUGGAUCAACAGGCUAUGGAUCGAGCUCAUAGACUGGGUCAGACCAAACAAGUAACUGUAUAUCGACUCAUCUGCAAGGGAACGAUUGAGGAACGAAUCUUGCAACGUGCCAAGGAAAAGAGUGAGAUUCAGCGAAUGGUCAUUUCUGGAGGAAACUUCAAACCAGACACACUUAAACCAAAGGAGGUGGUCAGCUUGUUGCUGGAUGACGAGGAACUGGAGAAGAAAUUGCGUCUGCGACAAGAGGAAAAGCGGAUACAAGAAGAAUCAAAUAAAGUGAAAGAUCGAAAGAGAAAACGAGAGAAGUAUGCAGAAAAGAAGAAGAAGGAGGAUAGUGAGAAUGCAAUGAAGAGGAGGAAAGAUGGCUGGAAUAUGUUAACACCUUCGUUAGCAUCUGCUGAUAACUCCAACAUGUCCUCAGGAAACAUGUCAGCAGACGGAGAGGAAUCUUUCAUUAGUGUGGAUUCAGCUAUGCCCAGCCCUUACAGUGAGAUAUCAAUGAGUAGUGAACAGCACACGGGAUCUAUUGCACCCGAUGAAAGCAGCAGUGACCUUGUGAUUGUGGAUGACCCAACAUCAGCCUCUCAAUCCAGAGCAACCAAUUCUCCAGUCUCCAUUGCAGGCUCAACUUCAGAUCACAUGAACGGUGUUUCGCAAGACAAGUCUGGUUCCAGCAUGGGCCCUUCAGGCAGGGGCAGGGGACGUCCAAAAGGAUCUGGGACUACAUCAAAGAGUUCAGGAAAGAAUCGAGGGAGAAAGUCCACUGCUGGUAGUGCAGCAGCAAUGGCAGGAGCCAGGGCAGGGGCCGCAGCCGCUUCAGCUGCUGCAUAUGCAGCAUAUGGGUACAGUGUGUCCAAAGGUAUGGCAAAUAGCGGCCCAGGACAGUCUCCUCUUUCCCGGCCAACUAGCAGCAGCACAUUUGGAAUGAUGAGCACGUCCCCAAUGGGCUCACCGCACAGCCUGUCAAACAGUGUGCCAGGAACACCACAAACCCCAGCCGACACUAGCACACCUGCUCUAUCACCUGGCAAGAAAGGCAGCAGGGGUCUGGUUCAGCCUCCUUCAGCUGGGGGCCGGUAACCACCAACAUUAAUGUAGUUGGUGGUGGGGGUGCCGGGCGGGAGGGAGGGGUGGUGGGGGUGUCACAAAUUUCAUAUGUAAGGGUUUAAAAUUUAAAAAGCCUAAUAAGCAAAAUCAUGGAAAAAGCCUUUUCCUCUGAAUGAUGUGUACAUAAUGUUUACCAUGAGAGCACAGAUUCUUUGUUUGUUUUUUUUGAAUGUGCUAUUUUUUUAUCGAUGAACUUGUAAAUAUGUACAAAAAAUGGAAAAAAUCAAACAGAAACUGCUAUCUUUUACUAACCCAACAGAGGCUUGUGAGAAUCCAGCUGAGUGAUGAAUAGUAAUUUUAUGAAGAGAUUGUAUGUGUGUGAAUUUUUACUAGUUUCCAGUGCUGAAAGGUAAACAUUCUGAUGUCCAUGUGUUUAAUUUGCAGAGGUAUUAGCCAGUUGCCCUUGAGAACAGAAGCAUCAUUUGCCCUGUGUCACCCUCCAUGCUGCCUCCUUUCCACAACUACGUGUUACUGUUCAGUUCAGUGGUGGCGCUGUUCCCUCCAACUGCUAAGAGAGGCUUCCAAAUGCAUAUCACAGCAUUUAUUGCUGUCUGAUGUGCUAGUGGUCUCUACUGCUUUGAUUGUAACUCCCAGGCUGUUCACAAGUAUUUGUAAGUUGCUAGGACAGGCAGAACUUGGCAACUAUCAAUUCAUGUAGGGAUGUUCCCUGACAUAGUGCUGCUGCCUGGUGUUUCAAUAUACUUUAAUACGUGUUGAUUCCUGCAGAUUACCCCUCAGGUUUCUGACCUUUCCUGCAUGCCAUCAAGAAGAGCCCAAUUGUGCACAGAUAGCACUGUGACACAGCUUUAGCUCUGGUUGUAUACAGGAGUUUCUUUACCUGUUGUUUUUCCCUCUCUCCCUCUGUGAGUACCCAUUCCUGGACCCUCUGGCACUCAAUCCACUUUCUCUGGCAUUCUGUCUACUCUCCACUCUUUGUUCUCUCUCUCAUUUUGACCCACUUCAAAGGUCUUGCUGUUUGUUCUCCUUUUUGUUUCCGAUUUGGCUUCUUUUCCUUGUUAUGAGCAAAAGAAAAAUAUGCAAUAUUUUAAAUGAUGUGUUUUUAUGAAUGUUAAAAUCUGGAGCAUGUGCAGUGAAUGCUGCUGCUCAUUUGAAUCUGUUGUCCUCUCAGUUGCCACCCUUGGUGUUGCCUUUCAUCCCUGGUAGAACGCCAGGGUAGUUUUUCCAUCCAGUGGAAUGGAUCUGUUGAAAGAUUUAAUGUAUAAUUUAGAAGACAUCGUUCUGCUUGUACGGGCAGCUCUGUGAGAUAUGCUGCAACAGCCCUCAUCACCACCCCUCCCCCAUACAGAAGCUCUCCAUUUGUUUAAGGAUAGAGUAGAACCUGAACAGAAUUAAUCCUUGGAAGGCGCUUGUCUUUUAAAACAUCCAGAGGACAAUUGACAACAGAGGACACUAAAAUUAUGACUCUUGUCCCAUACUUCAGGUUACAUUCCACUUCCACUCGCAGUACAAGUCAAGUACAGAAUCUUCACUGUAAGGCAUCUCUGCUUUCUCAUGGGCAAGCACAUGCUUUUUCCUUUUCCUUUGGCCAAGUAUUGAACGGUGCCUGUUGAGGUGGGAUGUUUAACAGGGAUCCUGGUACCCUGUUCCAAAUGGCCAUGCUCUGUUUAUUCUGGUCUGCUGAUAAUACACACAUUAUAUCUCUGUAUUCCAACACUUGCAUGUUCUGUUUAAAACUUGGUCUACUCGCUUAAAACUGGGUGUUGAGUCAGGGAAAUAGUUUUUAACUCUGUAUUGGCCUGUGCAGAGAUUCAGCUUGUGGCCCAGAGAACAAAGUGGGGAUGUUUUGAGGAGGAUGCAUGGAGGAAGGGGGCCUGAAGGGUUAUAUGUGCAAUGUAUGCAGUACUAGUUCUCAGAAUCAGUUCUUCCCUGCCCACCUCCACAUUGUGGGUUGGUUGACUGAUUUGUUUUACUGCACCCCCAUAACUUAACACAAUCAGUUAAUGAAAUCACACAUGAUUUGUGUUUGACUUUAGCAAGACUGAUUCAGGUACAAACUGUGUCACAAUAAAAUCAGUGUCU
Messenger RNA from Hypanus sabinus (Atlantic stingray), 6989 nucleotides. RefSeq names its product INO80 complex ATPase subunit (gene ino80). Lineage: Eukaryota; Metazoa; Chordata; Chondrichthyes; Myliobatiformes; Dasyatidae. The transcript is spliced from 36 exons. Gene Ontology annotation, biological process: DNA repair; chromatin remodeling; DNA-templated transcription. The record is from RefSeq and is a predicted model, not a curated record. Gene Ontology annotation, molecular function: DNA binding; ATP binding; ATP-dependent chromatin remodeler activity. Gene Ontology annotation, cellular component: Ino80 complex; nucleus. The coding region runs from base 246 to 4922 and encodes 1558 amino acids.